UAUCAUCCUAAUUUAUUAAAGCCUUCAGGGCUCAGGCGGCAAUGUCCAAGGUCGAUGUUGUUCUGGGAGAUUUGUUAGCCAAGGUGCUUCCGACCGAUGUAAAGGUCACCAUCCGCCAUAUCUCGUCCACUCCCACAGCAUCCACCGCUCUCUUCGCUCCUCCACCAGGCGAGGAACCAGAGCCGACCUUCUGCGAGAACCAUUUUCUUGUUGCCUCUGUGAUACCUGAUGGCAAGGAUGAUGGUGCGGAGAUAAUCGUUUUCGGCAUCGAGGUGCUAAUCUACACUACGGCACACUUGACCACCAUUUUUGUUUCCAAGGCGGAUUCUACCGGGCACCUGCACCUACUCAAAGCUGCGUCAAAGAGCUCAAUUCUCAGGCGAGUUGCCAAUACCUUUCUCUCCUUUCUUGUACGGGUCCACCAACGACCUGGCGUUCGACUGCUUGUAUCGCUCUUCGCUCGGUCUCAGAAUCAGUACUUGUUUCCUGGAAGUAUUGAGAAUCUUGAAAAACAUGUCCUCGACGAUCGUGGACUGAUCAAAUGGUGGUGCCGCGCUCUCGAUCCAAUUCUUCGCGAGUACGAACCUGAAUCUGCCUCCCAGGAGCAAGACAAGAAACACGAAGAGUCAUCGCGGAGCUCAGCAACGGCAUAUCUCAUCGUGCCUGGUUGCGACAGGUUUGAAACUAGAGGUUUCUUCCCUAGUAGCGCCAAAGCAGACGAUAAAGACCGGCCCCGAUGGCUGAAUGCUUAUCCUUUACGUCAAAUAUGCAGCAAGCCUGAUGCUCCGCCGCGCUCUCUGGUUCCUCGGUUCCCUGAUGAUCCAAAGACGCGCUUUCUCAUUGACCUCGAUGAUGAACUUCCAGAGGCUGCGGGCGGAGAGAGCUCGAGUGGCCACUGGAGGAGUGUGAAGUCUUUGGACGAGUUCUGGGAGAUGAUGUCCUUCCGCCAGGAGUGCUCUGCGGGAAGACUGGUUGGGUUUCUGUGGCUUGUUAUCAACCCUCCUGGAGUGGUGAAUUCGAAGCCAAUGCUGAGCAGCACUGCCGGUUCUGCGGAGGUUAGGGGCACCACCUCCGCGGCCGGGGAAGGACCGGCAACGGAUAGCCAACUGCUAACGUCUAACGCCCCGGCCAACUCAGAUCAGGCACAGUCUCUGGAGGUCCCGAAAAGCAGCGAAGAUGCUUCAAUCACUCAUUCAGUCGAUCAGACGAUAAAUCAGCAGGCGAACAACGGAAGUGCAUUUUACUGGCCACAAGCGGCGAGAGGACAUGCAGUGUUGAACGAAGAUGACUAUAAGAAAGUCAUCAACUUCCUUCUCGAGCAAGACUUUUACAACGAAGAGGUCUCGUUUGCCAGCACGAAGGCGUUCAACGACAAGGUUGCAACACUUGCAGAUGAGCUGUGGGUUGGCCAGCAUGUUGUGGGAAAGAGCACAUCUGAGGAGCCUCUGGUCCCAUCACAGCCGUCUGAGAUACCCGCUACAACUCUGUUCGUCCGGAAACGAAAGAAAGAUGAAGGCCCAACAUCAGAUCAGGCUCCUAGUGGAUCUACAGAGUCUGGUACUGCUCAGGACACCGGGGUGAAUCUUUUACAGGGAAGUCUAAUACGGACGAAGAAGAAGGCUUGA
Molecule: messenger RNA, 1625 nt
Organism: Aspergillus nidulans FGSC A4
Lineage: Eukaryota; Fungi; Ascomycota; Eurotiomycetes; Eurotiales; Aspergillaceae
Product: H3 histone acetyltransferase RTT109
Exons: 1
Coding region: 42-1625 (527 amino acids)
Biological process (GO): chromatin remodeling; chromatin organization
Cellular component (GO): nucleus
Molecular function (GO): histone H3 acetyltransferase activity; protein-lysine-acetyltransferase activity; histone acetyltransferase activity
Source: RefSeq, a predicted model, not a curated record